Molecule: messenger RNA, 1377 nt
Organism: Xenia sp. Carnegie-2017
Lineage: Eukaryota; Metazoa; Cnidaria; Anthozoa; Malacalcyonacea; Xeniidae
Exons: 2
Coding region: 127-816 (229 amino acids)
Source: RefSeq, a predicted model, not a curated record
GAGAAGAAAGAAAGUGGCGAAGAGGUGGAAACCUGGGAGAGAGAAUUUAAUACGGCAGCUUUGUCGCUGGAGCUGAAACGGAAUGAGUCUGUUAUUGAGUCAGCAUUUUCUUUAGCAAUUGAAAGGAUGUUCCUUGUAUCCUUAAAGAAUAAAUAUGCAGAUGGCCAAGCGAUAGCCGUUAAACUUUCCAAACAAAUAACGCAGAGAACAAAUUCCAUUAAAACUACAAUAGCCAAGUAUAAUGCAUCACUAAAGUCUUUGGAAGAUUGGAUUGAAGGACUACCUAGAAAAAUUGAAUUCGACGAAGCAAAAGAUCCAAGGUCGCAACUUUAUUGUGAUUUUAACUUUCAAACAAAUAAAGAUACAGUACCGUUCACUGCUAAACGUUCUGCUAUUGAGUUGCAUAACUUUCUUGAAAGAUGCAAAGAGGAACAAGAGAUGUUAGAAAUGGAAACAGAAAGACUAGUACACUAUUACUUGGAUAAGAAACAAGAACUGGAGUCCUAUAUCAAUGUUAAUGGGGAAGUUCAGAGCAAAAUCUUGAGAGGAACUGUAGCAAAUUUUAAGAAAGAUCUAAUUAACAUAAAUAAUGCACUGUAUUCACUGAAACAUAUGUUAAAUGACUAUUUAACAGAAGCUAGUAAGAGUAAAUUACCAUUCUUCAAGAUAGAAGCAGAGCAUGCAUUAUCUAUUUUGCGUCCAACAAACAUAAUUGAGGAUACAUUAGAGAUUGAAACCAGUUCAGUUGAUAACGAGACUGACUGCGAAUCACUGCUUCAAUUUUCAGAUUUUGAAUCAGACACCGAGUUAGAAUAAUUCCAUAUACACACGUGUAUAUAUAUAUAAUUAUAAGUUAAUAGUGAACGCUUUCGCUAUAUGCAAAGCUCAACUUUAUAGGUUUGAGCGCUCUGGGGACUGUACAAAACAAUCCAUACAAUGUGUAACCAUACAUCCUGUGUCCCAAGUGCAGCAUUCACCAUUUUACUAGGGUGAUAGCUGGAGGUCACAUUGUUAUACACUUUAUGUAUAUGUAUAUAUAUAGGAAGUUUAUAUUUCUCUUUUGCAACAUAUUUUGAUAAUUGUUUUUAUAAUAAAGAAUUAAGUGCAGCAUCAGUUAAAAAAUUCCUUUUUUUCAGUGAUAGAAUUAAAUUUAUAUUUUAUAUAAUUAUAAUAUGGAUUACAAUAUUUCAUUCUAUUACCCUCUAAUACAUCUCCAUAGUAUUUACACAAAUUAUUUUUAUAAAUAAUAUAUAUUUUUUUAUUGAAAUUCAUUAGUUUCUUCAAAUUUUAAGUCCAGAAGUAUAUCUAGUUCUUUGUUAGUAAUUAGUUAUUAUCUGAAUCAUCAUACUCCAAUUCAAAUAUUAUAUAUUUUGAAAA